Molecule: messenger RNA, 1832 nt
Organism: Colletotrichum phormii
Lineage: Eukaryota; Fungi; Ascomycota; Sordariomycetes; Glomerellales; Glomerellaceae
Exons: 1
Coding region: 32-1798 (588 amino acids)
Biological process (GO): regulation of DNA-templated transcription
Molecular function (GO): DNA-binding transcription factor activity, RNA polymerase II-specific; zinc ion binding
Source: RefSeq, a predicted model, not a curated record
AUCUUUCCCCCGGGAAUGAGAAAAUAUCACAAUGGACCCCAAGGUCUCGGAGUUGCCAAGGGCCGCCUCCAACGAUGCCAUGCUAUCCGAGCUAACCCCACAUCCAGCGACUGACAAACCCCCAGACAAACCGCGGCAGAAGACCGCCAGCAGUAGGCGACAGAAGACUUUCACGGGCUGCUGGACAUGUCGCGAACGUCACGUCAAAUGUGACGAACAGCGACCGGCGUGCCGACGCUGCGUUGCUGGCAAGUUCGCAUGUCAGGGAUACGGUACGCGACUGACGUGGCUCUCGCCCACGGGACAAGGAACACCAAAGAGUGGUGGCCGGCGCCGGUCGCGGACGAAGGCCAGCCCUUCGUCCCAGAACUUAACACAAUUUCCGAGUCAAGAGACAUCUCCAGCUGUCGAUGUUCAACAGACCGGCCCGUUUCCGGCUUUCCGGUCUUGCGAGUCGCGCCUUGGGGCAGAUUACUUGGGGCAAGCUGGCGGAAGCCCUGUGGCGAUGGAACAACUGUCUCGAGAUGUUCGAUCAUACGGACUAGUAACGGGAAUUCCUCAGGAAAGAUAUGCUAUUCAGUGUGAGUCAUUCGGCGCUUCCAAUCAAUGGGGCACAAUGCUCAUGGGCAGCCCGACAAGGCCAUUGGAAGCAUUAUCAACUCAUGCUAGAGAACGAGAACUCAUCAGCCACUGGGCGACGAACCUCGCCCACAAGCUGAUACCGAUCCGCAGUCCAGCAAAUCCAUUCCUAACCGUCGUAUCGCCCAUGGCCCUCGAGGGAAGCCGCCUCGCCAACACGAGAUCGACCUCGACCGUCGCCCUCUUCCACGCCGUCUGCGCCAUCUCCGCAGCCCACCAGGCGAACCUCAGAGGCACCCACUCACACAGCGGCUACAAUGAUCUGAUGCUCCGUCACAAACAGCUGAGCUUCCACCACCUCAUACAAAACAUGAACCGCAGAGACCACGACGAGCGAAUGGCGAGCUUGGCCACCCUCUGCCUAUGGAUCCUCACUCACUUCAUCACCGGGACCGCGGGCGCCUGGCGCGAGGUCAUUAAGGUGACCCGCGACCUCCUCGAUGAUACGAGUAUGGAGACGUGGAGACAGUCAAAUACCGCUGCGUUAACGUAUGAGUCCUUCUCCUCCACCUUUGCCACAGUCCUUGCCCAGUACCUUGGACGACUUGACGCUCCCGUCCCGCUGAAGACAUAUCUACCAGAUGUAGAGCUAUCAAAGAGCCAGAUCAUGCCGGUUCGAACCCUCGAAGUGGUCUCUUCCUUCAACGCGAAGCUUUUGCAGACGACCACUCUUGCAGAGGAGGACCUCGACCAGCUGGAACUCGAAUUCGCCCUGUCUACACCCGAGCCAUCCGUGGACUACGACACCGGCAAUGCGGACUCGGCUAUGGUACACCACCACCGGUCACUAUUUUACUAUGCAUGCCUGCUUUAUUUCAAGGGUAACUCUGGGAGGCGAGGCCCAGAAGAGGGCAUCCAAGAUCUGGUUGCCAGGUGUCUCGACCACAUGGAGCAUCUCGAGUCUCUGCAGAAAAACAGCAGCCCCAAAGCGUGGAUUUACGCUGCAGUGGCUUUCGAGGCCCGCACACCGGAUUUGCGAGAUAGGAUGAGAUCUCUAUUCUUUAGACGAAAGCCGCUCGGGAUCGCCACCUGGGAUACGUUGUCACUCGCGGUCGAGGAGAUCUGGAAACGCCGCGACUUGGCCGUCCCCGGUUUGGCACCAGAGCCUUGGACGCGAGUUCUUUCACAGAUGCCAGAGCUUGACGUGAUACUGUAUUGAGGCGAUUCUCUAUUGAGGCCAUCUACAUCUUUCA